CGACACUCGUGACAGUAUUGACAAUUGACAAAUUGACAUUGACAAUCAUUCAAAAUUGAAUACAAUCCUAUAACCUCAAAGAUUAUAAAUUAAUCGCUGAAAUAUUUAUUUAUCAAAAUACAAUACCAUAUUUGGUUUUAAAGUGUUAAUAUUUUUGAAGAUAAUGAACUGAUACGUUACUCUGUGGCUAUGAAAUAGCACUAAAAAGUGAGAACACGUGGAAGAUUGUUUGUUGUCUUCCUCACAACAGCUAUAAGAAAAAUAUUAUUUUAAGAAUAGUGUUGAAAUGGGUGACACUGAAAUAAUUAAUAUGCAAGAUGAACCAUGUGCCAAUAAUGGGCAGGAGGACAAUAAUUUUCCUCAAUUUACAUUAUUUGAUAUAAGAAUAGACUCGGGUCUGAAAGACGACGAAGGAAAUGAGCUUCCAAGACCUUUUACAAAAAAUCAAAUGCGCAAAUGGUUAAAAAAAGUAAAAUGGGAAAACCGCAAAGCGGAGAAACGUGCUAAAGAAAAAGCAAGAGCCAAAGAAAGGCGGAAGCAGGCACGAGAAGCUAAUGUUGUUCUAGGUCCCAAUAGGAAGGUAUUGAAGAAAAUGAAGUUAGAGAGACCGAAAAAAAACAUUUCAAUUGUAAUAGAUCUCGGUUUUGAUCAUUUAAUGACGGAAAAAGACAGAUUUAAAGUAAUAAAACAAAUUCUACGCUGUUACUCAAUAAAUAGAAGGUCGGAAACACCAAUUCAGUUCCAUAUAACAAGUUUUGGAGAAAGGUCUAGAAGUGACAUGUCCAGACAUAAUGGAUAUGAACAUUGGGAUAUAGACUUUCAUGAAGUAUCAUACCUGGAAGUGUUUCCGAAGGACAAAAUAGUAUAUUUAACAAGCGAAUCUGACAAUGUGAUUGAAGAAUUUGAAGAGAACACAGCUUAUAUUAUUGGAGGCCUUGUAGAUCAUAAUAAACAUAAGGGCCUCUGCCAUAAAAUAGCUGUAGAACAAGGUAUAAGACAUGCACAACUACCAUUGGAUAAAUACAUCAACAUGAAAACUAGAAAAGUGCUGACAAUUGAUCAUGUGUUUGAGAUUGUCCUACGAGUAUGUGAAGGAGUGCCGUGGCAAGAUGCACUUUUGAAAGUUCUGCCUCUAAGAAAAGGUGCACAUGUUUGUGACAGUGUUAGUAAUUCCAGUUUAGACAUUUCAUGUACUAGUGAAACCUCAAAUUGAUUUAUACUAAAAGUAUACAUUAUCUGUAGUUUUUAUGAUUAAUUAUGUCUUUUAUAUGUAAAAAAUAUUAAAUUUAUUUAUAUUAAACAUAUCUACAUAAUAUGGUAUUUAUUUAGAAUGUAACAACAAAUAUGACUAGUGUAUUUUAUUUGUAGCAUUUAACGUUUGUAACUAGAUUGAACAGAUACAUUCCUAAGCAACAUGAAUAUCAAAAAAUUACAAUAAUUAUAUAUAUAUUUUUAUAAUUAGCGCAGUGAGACAAACUCACUCAAUUUAUUGAAAAUACGGAUUUUGUGAAUUGACUGAGAGACUAGUUUCAAGCCUAUCGCGUGGACUCAGCCAGCUGCACGAUUUCUCUGCGACGCGACGGCGACGCCCACGGCUUUAAAAACGCAAGAAACGCGAUACGUGAUUUGAAACUAGUCGAAUUUUUCUCA
Messenger RNA from Spodoptera exigua (beet armyworm), 1650 nucleotides. Lineage: Eukaryota; Metazoa; Arthropoda; Insecta; Lepidoptera; Noctuidae. The record is from the annotation of a GenBank genome assembly.